CGCCGCGCCCGCGCUCUGGCCGGGGAGCUCCGGGGUGCGAGAGCGCGCGGUCCCGGGGCGCGGCGUGGGGCGGGGGGCGGCGGGGCCUUUCCGCGCCUCGCGGCUCUUUGUGGGGACUGCGGCCCUCGGCUGCCGCUCGUGCCCGCGGGCAGCAUGCGGCGGGAGAGCGACUGCGCGGAAGAGAAGGCUCCCGCCAAGGGAGAAGGGGGCGCCGAGGGGGCCGUGCGGGCCCGCAAGAGGAAAGCCGAUGUGGCCACGUUUCUCCAGGAUCCCGACGAAGAAAUGGCCAAAAUUGAAAUGAGUAGGAAAAAGCAGUACGAAAACCAGCUGUCCUGGAAUAACAUUAACAAAGAUCCCCAUGUGCUGAUUCCUACUCCAGAUAAAGAUGAUGAUCCAGUUGGUGUUGAUUACUCUCACUUCAUACAUCUGAAUGUUGCUUCAACUAGAUCUUCACCACUACCAAUUCUGGGCUGGGCAAACAGAGAUGAUGUAUGGAAAAACAUGAUAAACAAAGAGGAGACAUAUGUGAGGGACAAACUGUACAUGCAAAGGCACCCUCUCCUGCAACCUAAAAUGCGAACAAUCCUUCUAGACUGGCUAAUGGAGGUUUGUGAAGUCUACAAGCUUCAUAGAGAAACUUUUUAUUUAGCACAAGAUUUCUUUGAUAGAUUUAUGGCAACACAACAGAACGUUGUAAAAACACUAUUGCAACUUAUUGGGAUCUCUUCUUUAUUCAUAGCAGCAAAGCUUGAGGAAAUUUAUCCACCAAAGUUGCACCAGUUUGCCUAUGUUACAGAUGGAGCUUGUACAGAAGAUGAAAUCCUUAGUAUGGAAUUGAUCAUUAUGAAGGCUCUUAAUUGGAACUUAAAUCCACUGACAGUUGUAUCAUGGCUAAACAUUUACAUGCAAGUUGCCUAUUUAAAUGAGCUUUACGAGGUAUUGUUGCCACAAUAUCCACAACAAAUAUUUGUACAAAUAGCAGAGCUCUUGGAUCUCUGUGUGCUGGAUAUUGGCUGCUUGGAGUAUACAUAUGGUGUACUUGCAGCUUCUGCUUUGUACCACUUCUCCUCAUCUGAGUUGAUGCAGAAAGUUUCAGGUUAUGAAUGGUGUGAGAUAGAGGAAUGUGUAAAAUGGAUGGUUCCAUUUGCUAUGGCUAUAAGGGAAGUAGGAAGCUCCAAACUCAAACACUUUAGAGGUAUCGCUCCUGAAGACUUGCACAAUAUACAGACGCACAUAAACAGCUUGGAUUUGCUGGACAAAGCUCAAGCAAAACAAGCCAUAUUGGCUGAGCAAAAUAGGACUUCACCUUUCCCCACUGGUGUCCUUACACCACCACAAAGCAGUAAGAAGCAGCCCGCUGGACUGAAGCCGAUAUGACUGUACAGACUGUUUACAGAUGACUUUGCUGAAGUGCCUGUUCUGCUGGUUCUAACUCCUGCUCCAUUAUGGAAAUGCUGCCGGUGACAUUCAUAAGCUUUUAUGGAAUUUGAAAAGGAAACCUUAUCUUUUUCAUGACAGAAGAUUUUUUUCUAUUUGAAAUAUUUUUAUUGAACGUUAAAAUAUUUUAUAGAAAUGGAUCGAGUACGCCAGCCACUUAAAAGAACACCGAAGAGUGCUCCAAAUGCUGCUAUUGAGGGUGAUGCUUGAUGUGACCAACUGUUCAGAAAAAAAGGCUUAAAGUUUGGGUUAUUUACCGUGCCUGUUUGUCUUUUGAAUAAUCAGCAGUUAUGCAGUCCCCUGUUGACAACUGGGCAAGACAUGCUGUGCAAGGCCACGUUUCAAAGCCUCUUUUUCAAAUGGUUGGCUUACAACCUGAUGCCUUUUCAAAAAAAUCUUUAUUGUAAAUGCUGCUAUGUCUCUGUGUAUCCAUUUUUAAUAAAAAUGCUGUCUAAGACAGCUGGUUUUAUGUA
This is a messenger RNA of Lagopus muta (rock ptarmigan), 1910 nucleotides long. RefSeq names its product cyclin E1 (gene CCNE1). The coding region runs from base 154 to 1377 and encodes 407 amino acids. The transcript has 11 exons. Gene Ontology annotation, molecular function: cyclin-dependent protein serine/threonine kinase regulator activity. Gene Ontology annotation, cellular component: centrosome; cytoplasm; cyclin E1-CDK2 complex. NCBI's taxonomy places the organism in Eukaryota, Metazoa, Chordata, Aves, Galliformes, Phasianidae. Gene Ontology annotation, biological process: regulation of cyclin-dependent protein serine/threonine kinase activity; G1/S transition of mitotic cell cycle. The record is from RefSeq and is a predicted model, not a curated record.